CUUUCUUUUUCUUUGUACAAGAUAAUAUAAAAUCAUCACCGUUUUGUUUGUUUAGCCGAUGGCAGCUUCCGGUAACGGUACAACGGCAGGGACAGGCUCACCGUGCGGUGCGUGCAAGUUCCUGAGGAGGAAGUGUGCAUCGGAUUGUAUAUUCGCACCUUACUUCUCAUCGGAGCAAGGAGCAGCAAGGUUCGCAGCUAUUCACAAGGUGUUUGGAGCCAGCAACGUGUCUAAGCUCUUGCUCAAUGUCCCAAUCCAUGAUCGAUGUGAAGCUGUUGUCACCAUCGCCUACGAAGCUCAGGCUCGUCUUCAUGAUCCUGUUUAUGGCUGCGUCUCUCACAUUUUUGCCCUCCAACAACAGGUUGCUUACUUGCAAGCACAAGUCAUGCAAAUGAAGGCACAAAUCGCCGGCCAUCAGACGUCAGCCGCCGGAGAUCUAAGAAACAGCUCAGAAAGUACUCACGAAUACACGACUUGGCAACAAUCUAGUGGCUCUCCGAUCGGCAGUGCGUACGCAGCACCAUAUGACCAUCAUCAUCCUUACUACGGUCACGUAAACCCUAAUAAUCAGGUCUCGCCACAGAGCUCGCUAGAAGAAUCUUUAAGCAGCACGAGCAGUAACGUCACUACUACAGCUAACGUGCGAGAGACUCAACAAACCGGAGGUGGCGUAUACCGUCACGGUGGGUUAGGGUUUCACGAAGGAUAUCCUAACAAAAAGAGAUCAGUUAAUUAUUGUAAUAGCGAUUUAGGUGAGCUUCAGGCUUUGGCUCUUAGAAUGAUGAAGAAUUAAGAUAAGUUGGUGACUAAUUAUGUAGGCAUACGCAGAAAAAAAUGAGAUGUUUUUCUAAUUUUGAUAACAAACAACAAAUCAUAGCAAUACAUUUGGAUGUUACAUGCUAUCAUCAAUAAACAUGUUUGCAUGCCUGUUUGUUUUGCACGUGGUGGCGAUCGCGGCUAACAUUAAUCGUUAACGACAGGGAGUAGUAUUUAGUUUGUGGUUGCUUGUUUAACGACAGGUUUCUAUAGUGAUUUGUUCAAUAUUGAUGUUUCUGUUUCAAUAAUGUGAAAUUCACGCACAAUGAUUGCUUGUCUUAGAUUUUCAUAAACGUUAAAAAUAAAACGAAUUCAGAAGACGUAGCUAAUUGAGGAAUGACCACUCGACAAUAACCUAUUGUUUCUUCCAUGAAAAACUACGCAAAGAAGGUAAUGCAUGUUGCACAAGCACAGGGAAAAUAAUAGGAGGAUUCACUAAAUUCCCAUAAUCCCAUAACUUACAAAUAUAAUAAAUGUAGACGUGUGUGCCAUCCAAGGGUUGACUUUGAUUCACACGACACACUUAUUCAUUAUAUACAUGUUUAUUUGGCUGGUUACGAAUUAUUUUAUUUUCUGUGUGGAAGUCUGGAAGGUAAUACAGACUUUAAUUGGAGCAUAGAUGUUCACCAUCUUUGGCAAAAAAAAA
Molecule: messenger RNA, 1462 nt
Organism: Brassica rapa (field mustard)
Lineage: Eukaryota; Viridiplantae; Streptophyta; Magnoliopsida; Brassicales; Brassicaceae
Product: LOB domain-containing protein 16
Biological process (GO): positive regulation of DNA-templated transcription; hormone-mediated signaling pathway
Cellular component (GO): nucleus
Source: RefSeq, a predicted model, not a curated record